AUGCCUUUCACCAAGCUUGUCAAGAAUUCCCCCUACUUCUCCAGAUACCAGACCAAGUACAAGCGCAGGCGGGCUGGCAAGACCGAUUACUAUGCUCGAAAGCGUUUGAUCACCCAGGCAAAGAACAAGUACAAUGCUCCUAAGUACCGACUCGUCGUUCGUUUCACCAACAGAGACAUUAUUUGCCAACUGGUCACGGCCGAACUCAAUGGAGACAAGGUCUUCUGCGCUGCCUACGCUCAUGAGUUGAAGAGAUAUGGUAUCAGCAAUGGCCUGACCAACUGGUCUGCUGCCUAUGCGACUGGUCUUCUCCUUGCUCGGCGUGCUCUCAAGAAACUCGACUUGGACGAGGAUUUCACUGGUGUUGAAGAACCAGAUGGUGAAUACAAGCUCACUGGGGCCGCCGAGGGUGAGGAUGGUGAGGAGCGUCGUCCAUUCAAAUGCUUCCUCGACGUCGGUCUUCACCGAACUUCCACCGGUGCUCGUGUCUUUGGUGCAAUGAAGGGUGCCUCCGAUGGUGGUCUCUAUAUCCCUCACAAUGAGAAGCGAUUUCCUGGCUACGACCCAGAAACCAAGGAACUCGAUGCUGACACUCUCCGAAAAUACAUCUUCGGUGGUCACGUUGCCGAAUACAUGGAGACUCUGGCUGACGAUGAUGAGGAACGCUACAAGUCACAAUUCGUCAAAUACAUUGAGGCCGAUAUCGAGGCAGACGGCCUUGAGGAGAUGUAUGCCGAAGCACAUGCCGCCAUCAGAGAAGAUCCCUUCAAGAAGGAUGAGGAUGAAGGAGACAAGAAGAGCAAAGAGGAAUGGAAAGCUGAGGGUAAGAAAUACAAGGUUGCAAAGAUGUCCAAGGAGGAGAAAGAUGCUCGAGUCAAGGAGAAGAUUGCUUCUCUUGCUUCUUAG
This is a messenger RNA of Rhinocladiella mackenziei CBS 650.93, 906 nucleotides long. Its product is annotated as 60S ribosomal protein L5. NCBI's taxonomy places the organism in Eukaryota, Fungi, Ascomycota, Eurotiomycetes, Chaetothyriales, Herpotrichiellaceae. The record is from RefSeq and is a predicted model, not a curated record. Bases 1 to 906 code for a protein of 301 amino acids. Gene Ontology annotation, molecular function: structural constituent of ribosome; 5S rRNA binding. Gene Ontology annotation, biological process: ribosomal large subunit assembly; translation. Gene Ontology annotation, cellular component: cytosolic large ribosomal subunit; ribosome. The transcript has 3 exons.